AUGACCAUGUACACGGAACUCUUGAAGCCACUCAAAGUGGGGCGCUACACGCUUCCCAAUCGGAUGGUUAUGGCUCCCUUGACGCGUUGCCGGGCAACUGAAGACGAUCACGUGCCACGGACGGAUUUAAUGCUCAAACACUAUGAGGACCGGGCUUCUGCAGGUCUGAUCAUUGCCGAGGCAACGAUGGUUCAACCAAACUACAGCGCCUUCCUCUCAGAACCUGGGAUCUACUCCGAUGCUCAGGUUCAAGAGUGGAAAAAGAUUGUGGGCGCCGUGCACAAAAAAGGCGGCCUUAUAUUUCUACAACUCCAUCACGGUGGAAGAGCCGGGCUUCCGCACAAAAUACUUCGACAACAAAAAAGUGACAAGGAACCCCUUGCUGGACGCCUGCUUGCCGCUAGUGCUCUUCCCAUUGUUGAACAUCAGAUCCCUCCUUUCUUCAGUGAGAGCGGUGAGAAGGAACCGUACGGUGUGCCGGAGGAGCUUACGGAUAACGACAUUCAGAACGGUAUUAUACCACUUUUUGUGCAAGCGGCCAUCAACGCCGUCCACAAGGCUGGAUUCGACGGCGUUGAAAUUCACGGGGCCAACGGCUACUUAUUGGACGGCUUUCUUCGGGACUCCGCAAACAAGCGCCAAUCCUCUCGGUACGCCGGAAAUACGAUUGACACACGAUGCCAACUUAUUUACGACAUUACCAAAAGCGUGUGCGAUGCAGUAGGAAGCGACCGUGUGGGGCUCCGUAUUUCCCCAAUAAACAGCGCUGGCGGAUUGAUUGAUUCCGACCCGGAAGCUCUCACCAAGCAUCUGUGUAGGAAAAUUGAGCCGCUGUCCCUUGCCUAUCUGCAUUACCUGCGUGGCGACAUCUUUGGUAAGCAAGAGGGCGAUGUUGUGUCGUGGGUCCACGACACCUACAAGGGAGUCAAAAUAUCCAAUCUACGCUACAGCCUUGAAGAAGCAAACGAACAAAUACGGCAAGGCAAAGUUGACGCAGUAGCUUUCGGGAGCAAAUUCAUCGCUAACCCCGACCUUGUUGAAAGAGCCACUCACAACUGGCCUCUCAAUGAGUCGAAACCACAAUACUACUACACAAGAGAUGCAGUCGGAUACAACGAUUAUCCAAAAUACAAGCAAAAAUAA
Messenger RNA from Trypanosoma rangeli, 1143 nucleotides. Its product is annotated as prostaglandin F2alpha synthase. Gene Ontology annotation, molecular function: oxidoreductase activity; FMN binding. The coding region runs from base 1 to 1143 and encodes 380 amino acids. The transcript has a single exon. NCBI's taxonomy places the organism in Eukaryota, Euglenozoa, Kinetoplastea, Trypanosomatida, Trypanosomatidae. The record is from RefSeq and is a predicted model, not a curated record.